AUGUCGAAUAGAGCUCAAAGAAAUUUGCCUAGCACUACAGAGGUUAAUCCUAAAGAACAAUGUCAAGCUAUUACUUUGAGGAGUGGAACGAGGUAUGAAGGGCCAAAGAAGAAUCAGUUGGAAGAAGAAGAAGGUCAGAAGGGAAAUACUCAAGGUAAAGAGGAACAUACGUUUAUUGAUGAAAAGGUUACUGAGGACCUUAAGAAAGAAGAGGAGACCCCACCUAUGCCCAGCUAUGUAAAGUUUAUGAAGGAUAUUCUCUCUAAUAAAAGAAAGAUGGGUGACUACGAAACAGUGGCUUUAACGGAAGAAUGUAGUGCGAUUUUGCAAAGGAAACUCCCUCACAAGUUACGAGAUCCUGGGAGUUUUACUAUUCCAUGCACAAUUGGGGAGUUUGAAUGUAAGCAUGCACUUUGUGAUUUGGGGGCAAGUAUUAAUUUAAUGCCUUUGUCAGUAUUCCGUAGACUUGGUUUGGGGGAAGCUAGGCCAACCACCGUAACAUUGCAGCUGGCUGAUAGAUCUGUGAAGCAUCCACGAGCAACUGGGCAAGCAUUGAUAGAUGUGCAAAAAGGAGAGUUAAAGCUAAGAGUUCAAGGGGAAGAAGUGGUCUUUAAUGUAUUUAAGGCUAUGACAUAUCCUAAAACAAGUGAUAGUUGUUUCUCAAUUGAUGUGGUAGAAGAAGUAGUAGGAAGAAAAGAAGUAAUUAAGGAUCCUCUUGAAAUAAGCCUUACAGUUGAUGAUGUAGAUGGUGAGGAAAAUGAAGAAGCGAUGAGUUAUUUAAAGUGGAUAAAAUCAUAUGAGCCAUGGAGCCAUAAGAAAUUUGAAGAAUUGGGUGAGGGACUGGAAAGACCAUUACCAUCGAUUGUGAAGCCACCUGUUUUAGAUCUGAACUUUUUACCAGACCAUCUCCGUUAUGCUUAUCUUGGUGAAAAAGAGACUCUUCCAGUUAUAGUUUCAUCACUUCUUUCGGAAGAAGAAGAGGAGAAGUUGUUGAGGGUAUUGAGGGCUCAUAAAACUGUUACAGGGUGGACUCUGUCUGAUAUAAGAGGAAUUAGCCCAUCAACAGUUAUGCAUAGAAUUCUCAAAGAAGAUGAUGCAAGACCGACUAUUGAUGUUCAACGAAGACUUAAUCCGACAAUGAAAGAAGUGGUGAGAAAAGAGAUUUUGAAAUGGUUAGAUGCUGGAGUGAUUUACCCUAUUUCUGAUAGUGCGUGGGUGAGUCCAAUACAAGUAGUACCUGAGAAGGGUGGUAUAACAGUGGUGAAGAAUGAAAGUAAUGAACUGAUUCCAACAAGGACUGUGACGGGUUGGAGGGUCUGUAUAGACUAUCGGAAGUUAAACAAGGCAACUAGGAAAGAUCAUUUUCCUUUGCCUUUUAUUGAUCAAACAUUGGAUAGGUUGGUGGGGCAUAACUACUAUUGUUUUCUAAACGAGUACUCAGGCUAUCAUCAUAUUGUAAUUGCACUGGAGGAUCAAGAGAAGACAACGUUUACAUGUCCUUAUGGCACUUUUGCUUUUAGAAGGAUGCCAUUCGGGUUAUGUAACGGUGUAUGA
Molecule: messenger RNA, 1554 nt
Organism: Humulus lupulus (European hop)
Lineage: Eukaryota; Viridiplantae; Streptophyta; Magnoliopsida; Rosales; Cannabaceae
Exons: 3
Coding region: 1-1554 (517 amino acids)
Source: RefSeq, a predicted model, not a curated record